Pyricularia grisea is the source of this 879-nucleotide messenger RNA. RefSeq lists its product as uncharacterized. The record is from RefSeq and is a predicted model, not a curated record. NCBI's taxonomy places the organism in Eukaryota, Fungi, Ascomycota, Sordariomycetes, Magnaporthales, Pyriculariaceae. The transcript has a single exon. The coding region runs from base 1 to 879 and encodes 292 amino acids.
AUGGCGCAACCACAAAAGAAGAUCAACACCAACCCGACCGACCCGGGCGCCCUCGUGGUCAACGAGCAGGUCAAGGGCAUCCCGGCGGCCGAGAUGCUGCGGCGCUCCUUGGCCCUUCCCGGCGCUCCUCCGUUCCAGGCCGUGCUCGACAACCCCUGCAGUGGAGGCGUCAUCACCGCCCAGCUGUUCAAGCCAGAGUUCGCCAGCGACAAGCUGUCCCGCGUCGUCGCCGUCGACCUCGACCCGGGCGUCGUCGCCUUCACCUCCCACCGUGUGACAAAAGAAGCCGGCUGGGCCGGCAAGGUCGAGGUGCUACGGGCUGGACAGCACCCUCUGCCCCUACCCGACUCCACCUUCUCGCACGUCUUCAACAACUUUGCCGUCUCGGCCCCCGACGACGACGCCACCCUCAAGGAGACCCUCCGGCUCCUCCAGCCGGGCGGCGUCGCGGGCUUCACGACCUGGAGGAACCCGGCGUGGUGGGACGCGGUCGCGGUCCCCGCCGUCAGCAAUUACAUCCCCGGUGCUCCGCCCCUGCCGGGCCUCGCCGCCAUCUUCCCGGACCGCGGCUGGAGCGACAACGCUACCGCCGAGGGUCGGCUGACCGCUGCCGGGUUUGUGGACGUCGUCUCCCAGGACUUUGUGUUUGCGCCUGAUGUGCCGGCGGAUGCGUUUGCCACGGCUUGCUCGGGCUUGGUCAGGGCUUUUAUCAAGUUCAAGUGGUCGCCCGAGGAGAAUGAGCAAUUCUCGGCCAAGAUUGCUGGUGCUAUGCAGAGGCAUCUUGAGGAGACUGCCGGUGGGAGGUGGAAUGCCAAGAUGUAUGCCAUCAUUACCUUUGGGCGGAAGCCUGGCUCCAAAGAUCGGGGCGCCAGUUUGUAA